CUGAUCCUACAGCUAUUUGAUCGUUCUAAAAUUCCAUCUUAUUACAUAAUUUCAUUUACACUAAAUAUAUCAACUUUACGUGUAUACACUCAUUUAUGUUAUACAUAUUUUAUCAAUAUGACUACCGGUUCUUCCCUGAGAAAGAUGCACAUCGCUCAGAUCAUUCUGUGCAUACUUGUAUUUAAAAGUACAGUGGAAGGAUACGUGAACGAGGACUUGGUCAAAAAGGGUCUAGACCAAAACACUAUCAACCAAGUGUUCAGGAUCGUUGAGCAAAUAGGUGAUUAUUCGGAGACAGUUCCAAACCUGUUUAGAGUUGUCAGGAAAAACCUAGAAGAUUUAGAACGGGAAAUAAAAGUGAAAACCUUGCUGCCUGCGAAAGAUAAGUUGGAAGCUUUCAGAGCAAUAAGUGAGCCUAUCAACAGAUUCCUCAGGCAAUCUCCAAAAGAAUAUUACAUACAUAACCCUCCGAGAGGAACUGCCUACAAGGUCCAACUGAACAUUGCCAAGGAAGUCGUUAGGAAUGUCUACAGGGAACUCCAGACGCUCUGGCUUUCAAAUGUCUAA
Theileria orientalis strain Shintoku is the source of this 567-nucleotide messenger RNA. RefSeq lists its product as hypothetical. Lineage: Eukaryota; Apicomplexa; Aconoidasida; Piroplasmida; Theileriidae. The transcript has a single exon. The record is from RefSeq and is a predicted model, not a curated record.